CUUAUCACUAAUUCGAACAACAGUUCUCUCUCUUUGAGGACAGUCUUUUUUCUUCAUCGAUUGGAUCUGGAACUGAACCUAAAUUGGGAGGAAUUUUGCUGGAAUUUCAAAGACCCUUAGCAUGGAGGAGGACCGGUGUUCGAUCAAGGAUGAUGCAACUCAAUUGAUAGGUAACACCCCAAUGGUAUAUCUGAACAACAUUGUGGAUGGUUGUGUAGCCCGUAUUGCAGCUAAGCUUGAAAUGAUGGAGCCUUGCUCUAGUGUCAAGGAGCGAAUUGCUUACGGUAUGAUUAAAGAUGCAGAAGACAAGGGAUUGAUUACCCCCGGGAAGAGCACAUUGAUUGAGGCUACUUCUGGUAACACCGGGAUUGGUUUAGCCUUCAUCGGGGCAGCUAAAGGUUACAAAGUGGUUCUCACAAUGCCUUCAACAAUGAGCCUUGAGAGAAAAAUCAUUCUUUUAGCAUUAGGUGCAGAGGUUCACCUCACAGAUCCUAGUAAAGGCGUUCAAGGAAUCAUCGACAAAGCUGAAGAGAUAUGUAGCAAAACUCCAGAUAGUAUCAUGCUAGAACAGUUCAAAAAUCCUUCAAACCCGGAAACUCAUUAUCGAACCACGGGUCCAGAGAUAUGGAGAGACUCUGCAGGGGAAGUAGAUAUAUUGGUUGCCGGUGUUGGGACUGGUGGAACGCUUUCCGGAUCAGGAAGAUUCCUCAAGGAGAAGAAUAAAGACUUUAAGGUUUACGGUGUGGAACCUACAGAAAGUGCGGUAAUCAGUGGAGGCAAACCGGGUACACAUUUGAUCCAAGGUAUUGGGGGUGGAAUCAUCCCAGAUAAUUUGGAUUUCAGCGUUCUUGAUGAAGUCAUUCAAGUGACAAGUGUGGAAGCAAUUGAAACAGCCAAACUUCUUGCCUUGAAAGAAGGAUUACUGGUGGGAAUAUCUUCCGGAGCUGCAGCCGCCGCUGCGAUAAAGGUGGCAAAGCGGCCAGAAAACGCCGGGAAACUCAUAGUUGUGAUUUUCCCCAGCGGCGGGGAACGGUACUUAUCGACUUCACUGUUCGAAUCGGUCAGACAUGAAGCAGAGAAUUUGCCAAUUCACUGAGGCUUUUACACUACCUGACUCGGUUUGGUUUGAUGAAAAAGUGCAGAGAUUUCGGUUUGACAUUUACACUUUCAAGAACUUUAAGAUUUCAGUUGAUGCCUGAUCCCCAAUCUCUAGCCUCUAAGGUGGACUGUCCUUUGACAUUCUAUUGCUUGUUUUGCUUGUUUUCUAUCUAAUAUAUGUAUAAGUCUCUG
Molecule: messenger RNA, 1290 nt
Organism: Arabidopsis arenosa
Lineage: Eukaryota; Viridiplantae; Streptophyta; Magnoliopsida; Brassicales; Brassicaceae
Source: the annotation of a GenBank genome assembly